Aricia agestis (brown argus) is the source of this 1746-nucleotide messenger RNA. RefSeq names its product COP9 signalosome complex subunit 2 (gene alien). Gene Ontology annotation, cellular component: COP9 signalosome. Lineage: Eukaryota; Metazoa; Arthropoda; Insecta; Lepidoptera; Lycaenidae. The transcript has 8 exons. Gene Ontology annotation, biological process: protein deneddylation. Bases 121 to 1455 code for a protein of 444 amino acids. Gene Ontology annotation, molecular function: protein binding. The record is from RefSeq and is a predicted model, not a curated record.
AUUUGGCUGUUCAUGGAUAAAAAAUAGUUGAAGAAGAAAAUAGUUGUAGUAAAUUUUGCUACUAUUUUUCAUUAGGUAAACAGUGGUCUAAUUACGGUUUAUUAAAUAAUACAAAGUAGAAUGUCUGAAAACGACGAUGACUACAUGUGCGAGGAGGAGGAAGAUUAUGGUUUGGAGUAUUCCGAGGAUAGUAAUUCGGAGCCCGAUGUAGAUCUCGAGAACCAGUACUACAAUAGUAAAGCAUUGAAAGAGGACGAACCCACCGCCGCUUUGCACAGCUUCCAAAAGGUUCUCGAGUUGGAAGGCGGCGACAAGGGAGAAUGGGGCUUCAAAGCUCUCAAGCAAAUGAUAAAAAUUAAUUUUAAAUUGAGUAACUUCACUGAAAUGAUGGUCCGAUACAAACAAUUACUUACAUAUAUAAAAAGUGCUGUAACUAGAAAUCAUUCAGAGAAGUCUAUCAACUCAAUCCUUGAUUAUAUAUCAACUUCUAGAAAUAUGGAAUUACUUCAAGAUUUUUAUGAGACAACUUUAGAAGCAUUGAAAGAUGCCAAAAAUGAUAGGCUGUGGUUCAAAACAAACACCAAACUUGGUAAACUGUAUUACGACAGAGGGGACUUCAAUAAACUAGCCAAGAUAUUGAAACAACUACAUCAGAGUUGCCAGACUGAUGAUGGUGAAGAUGACUUGAAGAAAGGAACACAGUUACUUGAGAUAUAUGCUCUGGAAAUUCAAAUGUACACAGCACAGAAAAACAACAAGAAAUUGAAGGCCCUGUAUGAACAGUCUCUGCAUAUCAAGUCUGCUAUACCACAUCCACUCAUCAUGGGUGUUAUUAGAGAAUGUGGUGGCAAAAUGCACCUGCGUGAGGGUGAGUUUGAAAAGGCGCACACAGACUUCUUUGAGGCUUUCAAGAAUUAUGAUGAGUCCGGUAGCCCAAGAAGAACAACUUGUUUGAAAUAUUUAGUAUUAGCCAAUAUGCUUAUGAGAUCUGGCAUCAACCCAUUUGACUCCCAAGAAGCUAAACCGUAUAAGAAUGAUCCAGAAAUUUUAGCUAUGACAAACCUCGUGAUGGCUUACCAGAAUAAUGAUAUUAAUGACUUUGAAGCGAUAUUAAAACACAAUAGAAACAAUAUCAUGGAUGAUCCAUUUAUUAGAGAACACAUAGAGGAUCUAUUGAGAAAUAUCCGGACUCAAGUACUUAUAAAGUUGAUUGGUCCCUACACUAGAAUUCAUAUACCCUUCAUAUCUAAGGAAUUGAAUAUAGACGAAAAGGAGGUGGAAAACUUACUAGUCACAUGUAUUUUAGACAACACGAUCAAUGGGCGCAUAGACCAGGUGAACUCAGUGCUGGAACUGACGCGGGGCGCGGACGGCGCGGUGCGGUUCAACGCGCUCGACAAGUGGACGUCACAGUUGGCAGCCCUGCACCGUGCCCUCGUCACCAAGAUGGCGUAGGCCAGGUGCGCUUAACAUUUCAAUGGCAUCUGACAGGGACUCUCAACAUUUCAAUGUACAUUUUCAGUAAUAGAAUUAUUAUGCAACAGCUUAGUCAGGUUUUUUGUAACAUUUUAUAUGUAGAGUUUUUUUUUAUUAUUUCAUCUAAUAAUUUGAAAGUAUACAAGUUUUGUAUCUCAAGUACCCAGUGAAAAGCCCAUUUGUAAAUUUCAUUUUAAACUUUUCACUCAUGUGUAAUAAUUCAUACUCUCAGUUGAACAAUUCUCGAAGACUAUUAUAACAUAAAAUAAC